AUCGUCAUCCCGUGAGAAGUCCGUCGAUCGUGUUCACGCGAGGUAUUUCCUCUCAACAUCAAAGUCCUCUCAAAUAUCCACCCAGUGAAUUAUUUAUCAACCCACUAAAUUAUCCCGAUAAAUUUGCCAUUCCGUUUUUAUCCCGGGCACUUUCAAUAUCUCAUGCUCUUAUUUUUGUUGGUUCCGCGGUUUAUCAGUGUUGUCGCAGUUUGAUUAUCAAUUUUUUCGUAAUUACUGUCUGUUGGUUUUGAGUUUCAUAAUCCGAGGUGAAAGGGUUGGAGAUCAAUUUUUGGAAUGUUGACAAUCCCUUCGCUGGAAUUCAUCCACCGCACGUGAUCUGAGCAAUCAUUAAAUGGAUCCACACAAUUUUUUUCUCCCACUCAUCACUGACCCCCCAGUGAAUUAAGCGAUUAGUGAGUUCGAUAAAUCGGUAAAAAUCCCCAGGAGUUGUCUCCCCUAAAAAAAUAUGUGAAAAUAAAAAAGAGGGAUGAUGAAGUUGAAAGUGAUUGGAGAACUCGACGAAUGAAUUUCAUGACUGAGCAAUGGCUGAUUCGGAUGAAACAGUGAGGAGAAUACUCCGACACCUGCUGACUAAUUUAACCAGUGGAAUAAUUACAACGGAAACAACCCAACAUUUGAGCGAGAACUCACGUAUUUACCAGGGUAACCUGGUACCAGUGCCAUCACCAUCACCACCCACUAUGGUAGCCAGUGCGAUUAGCGAUAGUGUGACUAUUUCAACUAAUCCGUCCAUGGCGGUAACGAGUCCAGCAGUUACGAGCACAGCUAAACCUGACCAACAUGUCUAUAAUUCCACAGGCUACCUGGUUGAACAGGACGAGCUUGAAUACAGUAUUCUUGCAGCAUUCUCAGACAUGCAGACGGUAUUCCUGGCAUGCUUUGCCACCCUCGUACCCCUCAUCGUCGCAGUUGCAAUUGUGUUUGGUGUCAGACACGCAUGGAGGAAAUACAGACACAGGAGAAAUGGCAGUGAUCUGCCGUGGUACAGGGGCGUAUGUUCCCGAGGUGAUACACCAGAUUCCCUGAACCAUCGUCCGCACUCCGGUAGCAUAACAAUUCAACCGGCAACUAGAAUUCUCUCAGCUCAAGACCUUGUGAAUGGACUUGACGGACCGAGGUAUAUCUGUGAAACGGAAGUAAUGGAUGAAGUGGCACUGGCAGCAAGUAACCAUGAGUACACCUCGCCUGGUAACCACACCAGCAAAAACGCCAACGGCAACAUUAUCACUCUCACACUCAAGAACAACCACCUCAUCGUCGAGACUGAGGAACGAGCUGUUACGAUGGAGGAUAACUCGUUUGUCGUUGAGGUACAGCCCAAGUAUAUAAGGGAUGAGGUGGAGCUACACACUGGAUCCACUGACGAUGUUACUAGUGGGGUCACUGAUCAACAGGCCCUGGUUCAUCGAGAGGAAAUCCCGGAGGACUCUACCUCCGAAUUUGGGACCAAAUUAUUUGGCAGCACAAACACUGGACUCUCGCAGUCGGACCUUUCGAUCUCCAGUCAGGGCUCCUUAAACCGCGGGUACAGAUAUGGAAAUCAGGUCGAGUACGAACCUGUAACAUUUGGUCACACACUCUACGGGAAUAACUAUCAAACGGAGAUUAAUUCGCAGAAAUCCGAGGGCUCCAAGUGGGUGGAGUUCGAUAAAUCGCCGGAUAUCGAUAAAACAUUGCUCAACGAUACGAAUACUUCGAAUUUCGAAAAGGAAACGGACUACGAUAAACACAACAACCUUGACACCUCAUUAGACUCAGGCUCAUCCCUUGAACAUCAGGAUUCAACAGACGCCAGCAACUCAACUGACACAGUAAGGUCGAAUCCGAAUCUGCAAGUGAAUGGGGCAACCCCAAACAAGUUGGAAGGUAUGGAGCGGAAGGGUCUGAUCAACGAUUACAAGUUGGAUUCUGCCAAGCCAGUGAUAACAGGGGCACUUCUCAAGGACGAGGGAAUAGAUGAGAACUGCCACGACAACAAGAGGAAAGUGGGUAAUGGUACAUUGUCACCGGUUCACAGAAACUCAAAGUCACGCGAGCUAAAGCCGGAGGGCAGUGUAUUUGUUCCAUGCCAUAAGAGAACUAGUAGUAUUCCACCUCGACUUAUCGAAGAUGGUCUCGAUAUUGAUCGUAAGAAGGGUAUUGAUAUCUACAGUCAAAUAAAGACGAGCAUUUUGCCCGGUUUGAGCCCAAAAUUUGAAAUUCUACAGAAUGACGUCAGUCCUAUUGACGAAAAGGAGAGUUAAUCCUCGAGAAUGCAUAGAGUACAAAGGUGAAUAUUUAGUGGGUAAGGAUGAGGGAUCUCGUUCGGAUAACGGUGAGAUGGUGAUUCGUCGGGGUUUUGCAAAUUGGCUAAAUCUGGAAAAAGCACUCGAGUCGGUGUAGACGUUGUUACCCCGACAAUAUACCGCUGAUGACCGUCGGCGUUUGGUUUCUUGUCACUGGUUUUUUGGGCACUUCUAAACUGGGGAAUCCCAAACCCUCUGGCAUUUCGUGGUGAGAAUUAAAUGGCCAGAGGGGUGAUGUGCACAUGUGCAGGAACAAUCGGAGACUAACGAACUCGAGAGCUACGUGGUUGUAGCAUUAAUUCACGUGUCUCCGCGUAUUUUGGAUGAAUCGAUGAGUAGGAUGGCAAUUUAACGGAGGAUAAUGUACAACUUGUUUAUUUUUUAUUUUUUAAUGGUGGGGGAUCAUUUCUUCGUUUAGGGGAGAUUGGGGAGGGAGGAAAAUAAUUGGAUACCAUCGUGUCAAUUCGGAGAGAAAAGGAAUUUGUAUCGUGCCUAUUUCCGUUACCAGACGAAGUUGAAGAUGGGGAGGAACUUUUCAAUUUCCCUGCUGAGUGUCUGCUCAGACACUGGAGGUCGAUAUUUGCACUGGAGAAGUGCUCAUUUCAACUUUUUUUCCCUUCUUUUUUGCCGGUGUAUUGGAAGCUGGUGUGAUUAUUCUGGGGAAUUUUCUUUUCUGAAUGGAUGGAUUGAAGAUGAUGAAGAGACUUCGGGGUUUUGUGGGGCAAUGCAAUUGUGGGUAUAACGAGUAGAGUAUCUAUGUGAUGAGAAAUUAUAAGUGAAGUGAUCAAUUAAUGAGGACUGAGCUGAUGAGGCUUCAGAUUUAUUCAGUAGCUCAACCAAUUUUUUUUUUUUUUUGCUGUUGGAUGACUUGAUGACACUCGAGUGUCAAGGGCUUUUCUUUCAUUAUUUGGGUUGAGAAAUUUUACUAGUACGUAUUUAUAGGAUAGCCACGUCAUAGAAUUUUUAAGAUUAAGCUUGUGGAUGAGUUUCCAGUGCCAGUUCCUCGGACAUUUUGUGAAAUGACGUAAUGAUAAAUGAAUGUUUGCUGCUCGAUUUUAAUAUUUAUAUCUCUGUUCUCGAGUUAUAACUGUGUUAUGAAAAAUUCAAAUUUUAUACGCUUACGUUGUAUAUUAACUACCCGGGUAAAAAAAUUGUAA
Molecule: messenger RNA, 3463 nt
Organism: Fopius arisanus
Lineage: Eukaryota; Metazoa; Arthropoda; Insecta; Hymenoptera; Braconidae
Exons: 8
Coding region: 543-2264 (573 amino acids)
Source: RefSeq, a predicted model, not a curated record